UAACAAACUAAGUCUGUUAUGCAAAAGAAUAAUAACGUGUGUGUGUGUGUGUGUGUGUGCCUGUGCCAAUGAAUUCCUGGGAUCAGACCAUAAAGCAUGAAACAGCUGAAACCUGACAGCCUGCCCUGAGAGUGGCUAUGGAACAAUGACUGCCUACUUUAGAUAUUUACCUCAGUUCACCUCUCAUGCCAAUCUCAGGUCACUAGUUAAUGGUUAAGCUCUUGUGGAGAAAGAAACGCUAACAAUGUUUCAUUUCAGGCUGAUAAGACUCGACCUUAGGGGUUUAGCCUACUGUAACUGAACUUCUGUAAAUUCUGUGCCUGCCUGUUAGUGGACUAUGGAAAGCAGCAGAGUCUGUCUAAGCAUAAUUUUCAGAACCACUGGACUCAUGGUUUACUAAAAAAGCAAAAUAGCAAGAAAUCUAACUGUCAACUCCAUGCAGUGCAAUUGAGACACCUUUUCAGGUAAACACACCUCCCCUCUGUCCUCCUCCUGACUGUCACACAGUCACUCUACAUACAUAGAAUGCCAUUUGAGAUAUUUUCAGGAGAUUGGGUGUAGUGUCACAGAGCACCCGCAUCACUAGCUAGAGAACUGUCGAUCAACCUGAUACAGGAGGUGCAUGUCCACACAGACAACUCCAGGUUGGAUCCUGUUAAGCCUACCUGUCUCCAGCAGCCCAGGAUCUUCGGCAGGUCCCGUUUCAGUGCCCGGGAAGAACUCACUGAGAAAUACUGUGACUUUGGGGGACUGCCAGUACAUGUUGGGUUGUGACAAGUAUAAUUAUCUUGCCUCUAGGUAAUGGUGUUGGAAUCAGUCUGAUCUGUGCAACUACCUUCACUUUUCCGGACAGGGCGCUGGCACAGGAAGGCCUGGACCUUGGACGCAGAAGCGCUGUACGGGGUGUUGUAGUGCCAAUGGCUCGCCUGUUCCCAUGCACUCACUUUGUCCUUCUGUUACUGCUGCAGCUAAGGUCCCCAUCUGCAGGUGCACUAGAGAUGAUAGAUGGCGCACAUCGACUCACCUGCAACCAGGGCCUGACUGACUGCAGUGUAAAAGAUGUUGCCCUUCCUGGCAUGAAGGGUCCUGUGAAAGUUAGCCGGCUGGAGCUCAGCGUGUUUCUGUGUUGCACCAACGGCCAAUACUGCAAACCCUGCCUGCGAGUCACGGUCUACUUCACGAUCAAAGAUAAACAUAAGGACCAGGAAGUGUCUGGUGACUACAGUGACGAAGAUGACAGCUCUAACCAGAAGGAAUUAAGAGAAGAGAGUCUCUUAGGAAUGCCACGCAGCACAACAGCAGCUUCUGUAACCGUGUGUUACAGCUACCCAAACAUUUUGAAUCGCUGCAAAGAAGUGACAUUUACAUUGAUCCAUUCAGCUCUGGGGGACCAGCACCCUCCUGAGCUGUGGCUGUCGAUAUUGUUGGAGCCAGAGCCAGUACAAUAUGGAAGUCCAGUCAUCGUCCACGCAUUAUAUACCUCAGUUACCACCACUAUCCCCUCCUUAGAAGAUGUUUGUUCCCCAGACCUACAUAGUGUUGUGAAAGAAUGUGAUGCGCCAAAGCUCAGAGCUGUGAUUGAUAAGAAGAGAGGUGUGGCUGUGCUCCAACUGGAUAGUUCUAACAAGACACCGACCAGUGAGAUGGGCAUGUGCCAGAUGUUCGGGACUGGAGAACCUUGCAGAUACCAGAAGUGGAGCCAGAGAGAGAUGAGCAUUCCUUUGAGGUCUAUAGCGCCCUGUCUGUGCUUUCAGGUUUGGUGGAAGGGACAGAAUCUACGCAGAGAGAUCUGCCCCUUCAUGAACAACAAAGAGCUUUUCAGAAGAAUGUGGGACAACAACGUGUCCUUGUCAGUGGAGGAGGCUCAGACGAACGUGGGGAACGGCACAGUGCUGAGUUGGAACGUGACUGCCCCCUGUCGCCUGGAGGGGGAACUGUGGCUGUGUAGAAGGGGCUCAGCGGGGGGGCAUUGCGAGGAGUUGAAGGGCUCAAGGCAGAGGAUGCACAAGCACACACAUGCCGGGUGGACGCCCACUCUCCACGGACACUGGAAAAGAGGAGAGUUCAUCAAUGUGAACCCUCAUCCUGCUCUGUGUGUCCAGAUGAAAGUACAGGGGAUGGAUACAAAGCUGGAUCCCUUGUGUCCAUUUGCAACACCACGGAACCGAUGGCUCCUGACUCUCCUGAUAGGGCUGCUACUAAUCUGUUUGGCAAUACUUGGGGCCUACGUCAUACAUGGUGCUCUCAAAGGAUACGUGUGGAGAUGGUUGAAAGAUGAAGACAUAAAAGGUGCAGUAGGAGGUGGCCACAUUGUGUUGCUGUACCCUCCUGACAAUGAUCAGGCUGUGCUGGGGCUGGUGUGUCGUCUGGGCUUGUCCCUCUCCUCUCUGGGCUUCAGUGUAUCUCUAGACCUGUGGAGCCAGGCCGAGCUCAGUGUCCUGGGACCAGUUCCAUGGCUCCACUCCCGGCUUGAUCGCCUGCAGAGACAGGGGGGGAAAGUGGUGCUGGUGCUGACCCAGGCAGCCUGGGAGAGGGCUGAGGAGUGGGGCAGUCGGGGCAGCCGGGGCAGCCGGGGCUGGGAGAGGGAUACUCUCUGGUGGAGGGGGUGUGACGAGGAUGGGGAGUCAGGGGUGGGGUGUCGUUCUCCAUAUUCGGAUGUCUUCAGUGCCUCGCUCAGCUGCAUUCUAGCGGACUACUUGCAGGGCCGUGCCGGCGAACGCUUCACCCUCGUGCAGUUUGAGUCUGUGCCUCCCGGCGGCUGCCGCCCCCUGCCUGAGCUCUUCAGGGGGCUGCCACUCUUCAGCCUCCCCUCCCAGAGCCUGGGCUUCCUGACUGAACUCGCUUUGGGGCGAGGUAGGGGGGCAGCAUCAGGGCGACGAAGGCGGGCAGGGGGGCUCAGGGCAGCCUCACGGGCACUGGCUGGGGGGCUGAGAGGGUUUGUGGGGGGUUCGGCAAUGUUACGGCUGGCCGGGCUGCCCCAGGACUGUGUUGGUGCAGGGGUUGAGGACCCCUGGGAGUCUGUGCCGCUGCAGCCGUGUCUCACCACCCCACCGUCUAGCCCUGACAUGCCCAAGAUCAGCGGGAUGGACUGGGUCUAAGAGGGCAGGAGAGGCUGGGGAGGAACCAGGGGCCUGUUCCGCAGGAUGCUAACUCUGGCACUGACAUACUAUAAUCCGAUACUGGACAUUAGGGCUUCAGGGGAUGGUGGUUUGAAACUGUGUCUCAUGUACUUUUGGAGCUACUGUCCAAAGUAGAGCAUGAAUUGUUAAUAUUAUAAAUAAUUAACUUUUGUGGUCCUGAAAAACUACUGUCAACUCCAGUUUAGAGAUUGCUCAGUUUGGCUGGUCAGCUCUAGAGAGGUUCUUGAUGGUUCCAAAGUUCUUCCAUUUAUGGUUCCAAAGUUCUGUCUUCAGAAAGUAUUCAGACCCCUUGAAUUUUUCCACCUUUUGUAACGUUACAACUUAAAUCUAAAAUGAAUUACAUAAAAACAAUUCCUCAACAAUCUACAAACAAUACCUUAUAAUGACGAAGCUAAAAACAGGCUUUUAGAAAUGUUUGCAAAUAAAAUAAAUACAAGUAAAAAACAUACAAAAGUAUUCAGACCAUUUGCUAUGAAACUCGAAAUUGAGCUCAGGUGCAUCCUGUUUCCAUUGAUCAUCCUUGAGAUGUUUCUACAACUUGAUUGGAGUCCACCUAUGGUAAAUUCAAUUGAUUCGAAAUUAUUUGGAAAUGACACACAUAAGGUUACACAGUUGGCAAUGCAUGUCAAAGCAAAAACCAAGCCAUGAGGUCGAAGGAAUUGCCCGUAGAGACCCAAGAGAGCAUUCUGUCGUGUCACAGAUCUGGGGAAGUGUACCAAACAAAUUCAUUGAAGGUCCCCAAGAACAGCAUUGAAGGUCCCCAAGAACACAGUGGCCUCAUUCUUAAAUGGAAGAACUUUGGAACCACCAAGAAUCUCUAGAGCUGGCCGCCCAGCCAAACGUAUUAACCGGGGGAGAAGGGCCUUGGUCAGGAAGGUGACCAAGAACCCAAUGGUCACUCUGACAUAGCUCUAGAGUUCCUCUGUGGAGAUGGGAGAACCAUCCAGAAGGACAACCAUCUCUGCAGCACUCCACCAAUCAGGCCUUUAUGGUAGAGUGGCCAGAUGGAAGACAUUCCUCAGGAAAAGGCACAUGACAGCCCACUUGGAGUUUGCCAAAAGGCACCUAAAGACUCUCAGACCAUGAGAAACAAGAUUCACUGGUCUGAUGGAACCAAGAUUAAACUAUUUGGCCUGAAUUCCAGGCAUCACAUCUGGAGGAAAGCUGGCACCAUUGCUAUGGUGGUGGCAGCAUCAUGCUGUGGGGAUAUUUUUCAGUGGCAGGGACUGGGAGACAAGUCAGGUUCGAGAGAAAGAUGAAUGGAGCAAAGUACAGAAAGAUCCUUGAGGAAAACCUGCUGCAGAGCGCUCAGGACCUCAGACUGGGGCAAAGGUUCACCUUCCAACAGGACAACGACCUUAAGCACAAAGCCAAGACAACGCGGGAGUGGCUUCGGGACAAGUCUCUGAAUGUCCUUGAGUGGCCCAGCCAGAGCCCGGACUUGAACCCGAUCGAACAUCUCUGGAGAGACCUGAAAAUAGUUGUGCAGCGACGCUCCCCGUCCAACCAGAGCUUGAGAGGAUCUGCAGAGAAGAAUGGGAGAACCUCCCCAAAUACAAGCUUGUAGCUUCAUACCUAAGAAUGUCUAAAAAACGAUUUUUGCUUUGUCAUUAUGGGAUAUUGUGUGUAGAAUAAUGUGUGUAGAUUGAUGAGGGAAAAAACUAUUUAAUCAAUUUUAGAAUAAUAACCUAACCAAAUGUAGAAAAAGUCAAGGGGUCUGAAUACUUUCCGAAGGCACUGUACAUAGUCAUUGAACACUUCUAUAAUGUUUACUUCCUGUUUUACCCAUAUCAUAUAUACUGUAUUCUAAUCAAGGCUCACCCUAUAUAACUACUGCUGUACACACCUUUCCUAUUCAUAUACUGUCUAUACUGUUCAUACUCUCAUACUCAUAUAUAUAUAUAUAUAUAUAUAUAUAUAUAUAUAUAUAUAUAUAUACUGUAUAUACACAGUACAAUUCAAAAUGUUGCACACACUUACUCAUUCAAGGGGUUUUCUUAAUUUUUUACUAUUUCUAUAUUGUAGAAUAAUAUUGAAGACAUCAAAACUGUGAAAUAAAACAUAUGGAAUCAUGUAGUAACUAUAAAAGUAUAUAUAUGUUUAUUUCAGAUUUUAGAUUCUUCAAAAUAGCCACCCUUUGCCUUGAGGACAGCUUUGCACACUCUUGGCAUUCUCUCAAACAGCUUCAUGAGGUAGUCACCUGGAAUGCAUUUCAGUUAACAGGUGUGUCUUCUUAAAAGUUAAUUUGUGGAAUUUAUUUCCCUUGUAAUGCUUUUGAGCCAAUCAGUUGUGUUGUGACAAGGUAGGGGUGGUAUACAGAAGAUAGCCCUAUUUGAUAAAAGACCAAGUCCAUAUUAUGGCAAGAACAGUUCAAAUAAGCAAAGAGAAAGGACAGUCCAUCAUUUCUACAACACAUGAAGGUUAGUCAAUCCGGAUUUCAAGAACUUUGUUUCUUUCAAGCGCAGUCACAAAAAAUAUUUAUCCAGCUCUAUGAUGAAACUGUUUCUCCACAGGAAAGGAAGACCCAGAGUUACCUUUGCUGCAGAGGAUAAAUUCAUUAGUUUCCAGCCUCAGAAAUGGGGAAUUAACUGCACCUCAGAUUGCAGUCCAAAUAUAUGCUUCACAGAGUUCAAGUAACAGACACAUCUCAACAUCAACUAUUCAAACGAGACUGCGUGAAUCAGGCCUUCAUGUUUGAAUUACUGCAAAGACACCACUACUAAAGGACACCAAUAAUAGGAAGAGACAUGCUUGGACCAAGAAACACAAGCAAUGGACAUUAGACCAGUGGAAAUCUGUCCUCUGGUCUGAUGAGUCCAAAUUUGAGACGUUUGGUUCCAACCGCCGUGUCUUUGUGAGAUGCAGAGUAGGUGAACGGAUGAUCUCCGCAUGUGUGGAUCCCACCGUGAAGCAUGGAGGAGGAGGUGUGAUGGUGUGGGAUUUCUUUGCUAGUGACACUGUCAAUGAUUUAUUUUCGAAUUCAAGGUACACUUAACCAGCAUGGCUACCACAGCGUUCUGCAGCGAUACGCCAUCCCAUCUGGUUUGGGCUUAGUGGGACUAUCAUUUGUUUUCAACAGGACAAUGACCCAGAACACACCUCCAGAAUGUGUAAUGGCUAUUUGACCAAGAAGGAGAGUGAUGGAGUGCUGCAUCAGAUGACCUGGCCUCCACAAUCACCCGACCUUAACCCAAUUGAGAUGGUUUGGGAUGAGUUGGACCGCAGAGUGAAGGAAAAGCAGCUCAGCAUAUGUAAGAACUCCUUCAAGACUGUUGGAAAAGCAUUCCUCAUGGAACUGGUUGAGAGACUGCCAAGAGUGUGCAAAGCUGUCAUCAAGGCAAAGGUGUCUACUUUGAAGAAUCUAAAAUGUAUUUGGAUUUGUUUUAAACUUUUUUGGUUGCUACAUGAUUCCAUAUGUGUUAUUUCAUAGUUUUGAUCAAUCAAUCAAUCAAUCAAUUUUAUUUUAUAUAGCCCUUCGUACAUCAGAUAAUAUCUCGAAGUGCUGUACAGAAACCCAGCCUAAAACCCCAAACAGCUAGAAUGCAGGUGUAGAAGCACGGUGGCUAGGAAAAACUCCCUAGAAAGGCCAAAACCUAGGAAGAAACCUAGAGAGGAACCAGGCUAUGAGGGGUGGCCAGUCCUCUUCUGGCUGUGCCGGGUGGAGAUUAUAACAGAACUAUGCCAAGAUGUUCAAAAAUUGAUGUCUUCACUAUUAUUCUACAAUGUAGAAAAUAGUGCAAAUAAAGAAAAACCCUUGAAUGAGUAGGUGUGUCCAAACUUUUGACUUGUACUGUAUAUACAUUUACAUAAUUUUUGAAAUCCUUAUAUUUUUUUUUUGGGGGGGGGGGCGGUGUAUUGUUUUGUGUUGUUAGGUAUACUGCACUGUUGAAGGUUGAAACAUAAGCAUUUUGCUGCACUUGUGAUAACAUCUGCAAAAUAUGUGUACCGUAUGCGACCAAUUAAAAUGUAAUUCGUUUUUGUGUUCAUCCCUGAACUGUAAAUGGGUGACAUUGUUGUACUCAACCAUUAUCUUCGUUUCAAAAUAUUAUACGGUUAAUUUGUAAAGUAAUUUGUUUUACUAAGUGGUUUGUUGGUUAAUUGUAUAACAUUUUAUGCAUUUGUGCGUUCUGUUAUCGUGCAGUUCUAUGUCGUGACUGUGUUAUCCAUCAUCAGCAAUAGGUAUAAAGUGGUUUGCUUCUA
Molecule: messenger RNA, 7340 nt
Organism: Salvelinus fontinalis (brook trout)
Lineage: Eukaryota; Metazoa; Chordata; Actinopteri; Salmoniformes; Salmonidae
Product: interleukin-17 receptor C-like
Molecular function (GO): interleukin-17 receptor activity
Source: RefSeq, a predicted model, not a curated record